UCUUCCCUCCCCUUCUGGCUCUUCUUCCUCUCUUCCCUCGAGCUGCCCUUUGACUCCCAUGUGCCGAGAAGGACUUUGGUGAGCUUGGCCCGCCGGCUGCGCUCAAGAGUUUGGGGUUAGAGAGCUGAAACAAUGGGUGACUGGAACUUUCUGGGGAGACUAUUAGAGAAUGCGCAAGAGCACUCCACAGUUAUUGGCAAAGUUUGGCUGACGGUACUGUUUAUCUUCAGGAUUUUGGUGCUGGGGGCGGCUGCUGAGGAGGUCUGGGGAGAUGAACAAUCAGAUUUUACAUGCAACACCCAGCAACCUGGUUGUGAGAACGUCUGCUAUGACGAAGCCUUCCCCAUCUCCCACAUCCGCUUCUGGGUGCUGCAGAUCAUCUUUGUCUCCACCCCGACCCUCAUCUACCUGGGUCACGUGCUCCACAUUGUGCGCAUGGAGGAAAAGAAAAAAGAGAAGGAAGAAGAGAUUAGGAAAACCGGAAACGGCAGGGAAGCAAGCCGCCUCCUGCAAGGAUCCAAAGCGGAAGUUGGCAGCGGCGGCGAGAACAGCAGCGGCAGCAACGACAAGCAGCCGCCAAAGCAGAAAGAGGAGAAGUUACCUGUCCGCGAUGAGCAUGGCAGGAUUCGCAUGGCAGGUGCCCUGUUGCGCACCUACGUUUUCAACAUUAUCUUCAAAACUCUCUUUGAAAUAGCCUUUAUCUUGGGCCAGUACUUCCUUUACGGUUUUGAGUUGAAGCCCCUCUACCGUUGCGGCCGCUGGCCCUGCCCGAACAUUGUAGAUUGUUUCAUUUCGCGGCCCACGGAGAAGACCAUCUUCAUCAUCUUCAUGCUGGCGGUGGCCUGCCUCUCUCUGCUCCUCAACAUGUUUGAGAUGUACCACUUGGGGUGGAAAAAAUUCAAGCAGGGCAUGACCAGUAGACGCAGCCAUGCAGCACCCACCUUCACCCCCGUCACGCCAGCCUCAGAAGUGGAGGACUCCAAACCUGCCUCCCACGCAGCCUUGCCGGUACCUGCAGCACCACCAACCGCGACCUCCAUCACCAUGCCUGAAACUCGUACCAUCACCCCGCUGGUUUAUCAGCAAGCUGGGUUGCCACACUACGCGGACGUUACCUCCAGGCCCCAGCCGGCCUCUGUUGCAACCUCUCUGACUGGCUACCCAGGGGGUCCUUUGGCCGGCGAGGACAGGCACAAAGCCCUCAGGCACACGGCAGUCUCCACCCCAGUCGCAACCACGUCAUCUAUCCCUUCACCUUCGCCCGUCAACAACUCCUACUUCAGUAGCCAAGCGCUGGCUGAUGAGCACAACUGGGCCAAUUUGGCCGUCGAGCAGCAGAGGAAACUCGCAGGCUCCAGCUCAGCUGCCUCCUCCACCCCCAGCAGCCUCCGACAACCUCACCCGGAGCAAGGGGAGCCCAGAGAGCACCCACCGCCUCCACCUUCUCUGUCGCCUGUGGCUGCCGCCAACAGCAGCAGCCUGAGUACCAGCCUGAGUGGUGGAAGUGGCAGCAAGUGGGAUGGAGAGGGUGAAGAGGAAGGGUCCUCAAUGUCGGCUGCCUGCACCUUGGUGGAGAUGCACGACCCACCGCUGCUCAUAGACACGCGUCGCUUGAGCAGGGCUAGUAAAUCCAGCAGCAGCAGAGCCAGGUCUGAUGACUUGACCGUGUAACUGGAUCCCCUACGCCGGGAGGAAUAAGAAGACGAAGGUAGCAAAAUGUAAAGGGGAACUAUUCUGGGGGUAGGGAGGCUUAACCCCAGGACAAGGGGAUAGGGGAGGCCAAGAUCCCAAACUUUGAAGCUUGCAGUUCUUGCACUCUGUGGGUUGUAGUGGUGGUGAGGGCGGGGGCGGGACAAACAUCAACGUUUUGUAAUAGGUUGGGGGUGGCGAAAGCGCAGCCCACCGGCCAAGGGACCAAUAGCAGCCAGAUCACGUGAGAGGAAAAGAGGCCUUCGUAGAUUAUAGGUGCUAGCAGCAAAUGAGAACAUCAUGUUGUAAUCACAUAUCCCAACAAGCAAUGCUUAGUCCAUGUCGUCAUCUGUCAUCUCAUUCUGCCCCUCAUCACAGUUCCAGUUCCUUUCAGAGGCUCACAUUUAGUUCUAGUAAGCAGAGGGUUUCUUCUUCCCGUUCACCUCACUUCCAUAAACCUGAAGCUCACCAAAGCCAGUCCAAGCCAUUUUGCUGCCUGAGGCAGAGGACAAGAUGGUGCCCAUCUCCCACUCUACAUACAGAAGUUGACUAGACUAGCAGUUGAAUCUUACUAAAAUGGUGCCAGUGGGAUAGCAUCCUCCCCAACAUCUUAGGGCAGCAAACUAGUUUAAGGGAUGCAUGAAAGACUGUGUGGCACACACAUCUCUGACCUCCAAUAGAAGGCCCUGCUGCUCCUCAGCAUCAGCCACCCGAGGCUGUUGCCUUACUCUGCCUAAUGAUAGGGUCAGCCC
Messenger RNA from Podarcis raffonei (Aeolian wall lizard), 2441 nucleotides. It is a transcript of the gene GJA3, whose product is annotated as gap junction protein alpha 3. Gene Ontology annotation, cellular component: connexin complex. Gene Ontology annotation, biological process: cell communication. The transcript is spliced from 2 exons. The record is from RefSeq and is a predicted model, not a curated record. Bases 133 to 1671 code for a protein of 512 amino acids. NCBI's taxonomy places the organism in Eukaryota, Metazoa, Chordata, Lepidosauria, Squamata, Lacertidae.